This is a messenger RNA of Stylonychia lemnae, 462 nucleotides long. NCBI's taxonomy places the organism in Eukaryota, Ciliophora, Spirotrichea, Sporadotrichida, Oxytrichidae. The record is from the annotation of a GenBank genome assembly.
AUGUAAUCUUGCGAAAGAGGUUUAUUGACAUGCUUAAGCUAUAAGUCAGAUGACCUAGGAGUACAAGAAAUAGCCCCUUUUAACAAAACAGUUAAGUAUUUCAAUAAAACACUCUCAGAUGGAGAUGGUAUUAAAUUUGCAAUUAGCAAUUAGGACUCUAAAUAAAAAGCGUGGGUAGAAAUUUAAAUAUCAAGCGAGAACAGCUAAACUAAACUUGAUACAGCUCCUAGUGCAUUUUAGAUGUACACAUACGACCCUAAUAAUGGAACACUAACAAGUGAAUACAUAUUCUCAAGGACUGGGAAAACAUAUAUAAAACCAUUAAAUUCAUUGUUCUAUUACGCUGCAGCCAAAGAUGGAGCAUACACAUUGCAUGUGACUUACGGAAACAUGAAGAAUUCUAUGGUCUUAAUAUACUCUGGACUGGCGUUAAUGGUAACUAGCUUUAUUUUUGUAUUUUGA